AUGGCGCUCUCCGUCUCCUCCCUCGCCGCCGCCCUCUCCCACCUCUCCCUCCCAUCGACCUCCACCACCAAGCCCCACCCGGCCCCGCUCCUGCGACUGCGCUCCACCUCCCGCCGCGCCGCCAGCCUCGCGCUCCGCGCCUCCGCGGCCGAGGCCGCGGAGCCGUCCGAGGCGGACCUGCCCGCGGAGGAGGUGGUGGCCGUCGAGGAGGAGGCGGAGGAGGAUGCGCUGUCGGGAAUCGCGCUGCGGAAGUAUGUGAAGCAGCGGCUGCCGGGCGGGUUCGCGGCGCAGCGGAUCACCGCCACGGGCCGCCGCAAGACGGCCAUCGCCCGCGUCGUGCUCCAGGAGGGCACCGGCAAGGUCUUCAUCAACUUCCGCGACGCUAAGGAGUAUCUGCAGGGAAAUCCAAUGUGGAUGGAGUACUGCAAGGUACCCUUGAUGACUCUAGGGUUUGAGAACAACUAUGAUGUCUUUGUGAAAGUACAUGGGGGUGGUCUCUCAGGCCAGGCCCAGGCAAUUUGCCUUGGCGUUGCCCGUGCGUUGGUGAAGAUCAGCAAUGCUAACAGAGUUCCUCUGAAGUCAGAAGGUUUGCUGACAAGGGACACCCGUAUUGUUGAAAGGAAGAAGGCUGGUCUCAAGAAGGCACGCAAGCGGCCCCAGUUCUCAAAGCGUUGA
Messenger RNA from Miscanthus lutarioriparius, 675 nucleotides. The record is from the annotation of a GenBank genome assembly. Lineage: Eukaryota; Viridiplantae; Streptophyta; Magnoliopsida; Poales; Poaceae.